Molecule: messenger RNA, 3906 nt
Organism: Oncorhynchus mykiss (rainbow trout)
Lineage: Eukaryota; Metazoa; Chordata; Actinopteri; Salmoniformes; Salmonidae
Product: E3 ubiquitin-protein ligase Itchy
Biological process (GO): proteasome-mediated ubiquitin-dependent protein catabolic process; protein K29-linked ubiquitination; protein K48-linked ubiquitination
Cellular component (GO): cytoplasm
Molecular function (GO): ubiquitin protein ligase activity; protein binding
Source: RefSeq, a predicted model, not a curated record
GUAUGCGUGCGCACCACCUUGUUUCGGUCACGUGAGACGAUUACGAAUAUGGUGGAAGUGUAUUUCUUGAAGUGAAGCCGCAAAAGAACCAAAACAGACCGGGAUAUUAAGGAAAGUUGCCUGUCACGUCUUGAACUUCUUCUGCCCUUGGAUUCGGGUAUGUCAUGGCCUCCAGCAUUGCUAAACCAGGCCCUGGGAAUGGCUACCCCAUGAAGGCACAACUGCAAAUUAUGGUGCUAUCAGCAAAACUGAAAGAGAACAAGAAGAACUGGUUUGGCCCCAGUCCAUAUGUUGAAGUUGCAGUUGACGGCCAGUCCAAAAAGACCGAAAAAUGCAACAACACCCACAGUCCCAAAUGGAAGCAGCUGCUCACUGUAAUUGUCACUCCUUUCAGCAAGCUCAUCUUCCGGGUAUGGAGUCACCAGACCUUGAAGUCGGACGUAUUGUUAGGCAUGGCAACUCUGGAGGUCAGCGACACACUCAAAUCCAACGACAUGAAUAUCUCUGAGGUGGUGCAGACCCUGCAGCUGAGUACAGACAAAGACCAGACCGAUGUGGUGGGGGACCUGUCUGUCUGUCUGGACGGCAUGCAGGUCGACCCAGAGAUGUUUGCCUCUGCUGUCGAGGCCAACAGCCGAAGUAUGUCAAAUGGGGAAUCGCAACACAACGGGGAUCAUGAUGUGAGGAGGAGUAGAGAUGGCUCUCCUUCUGUGGAUGGUUUGGAGCACAGAGCUUCCCCAACUGGGCGUGUGGUCGCAGUGAACGGCACAGGGUCUCCCGCUCUGUCAGCAGGUGGCUCCAAGGGGAAUCCUCUACGGCCCCCCAGGCCCUCCCGACCCCCACCACCCACCCCACGCAGACCAACCUCCUCUCCAGCAUCCUCUAAUAGUUCCAUACCAACUGAAGGAAGCGAUGGCCCCAGCUCAGAAACCCCAGUCCGUAUGCCUGCACCUGCAGUACCAGCCGCAGACCCCAAUGCCCCACCCCCUACACACGACCAGAGCCAAGCAAUAGCAGCCAGACAAGCAGCCAGUGUUGCUCCAGGCCCCCCCAGAGUCCCCACUGUCGCUGCAGGCCCACUGCUUCCUGGAUGGGAGCAGAGGGUGGAUCAGAACGGAAGGCUGUAUUUUGUAGAUCAUGUGGAAAAGAGAACGACGUGGGAGCGGCCUGAGCCUCUACCUUCUGGGUGGGAGCGGCGAGUGGACCCCAUGGGCAGGGUCUACUUUGUAGACCACAUCACCAGAACUACCACCUGGCAACGGCCCACCAUGGAGACGGUACGGAACUAUGAACAGUGGCAGCACCAACGCAACCAGCUACAGGGUGCCAUGCAGCAGUUCAACCAGCGCUUCAUAUUUGGGGUGAAUGGGCUCCAGGACCAGGUUCCAGCCACUGAGAAUAAGCAGUUUGAUCCCCUGGGCCCGCUGCCACAUGGAUGGGAGAAAAGAACUGACAGCAACGAGAGAGUGUACUUUGUCCAACACACCACACGGACUACACAGUGGGAGGACCCUCGCACUCAGGGGCUGCUGAAUGAAAAGCCUCUUCCAGAGGGCUGGGAGAUGAGGUUCACUGUCGACGGCAUCCCGUACUUUGUGGACCACAACAGGAGAGCCACUACAUACAUCGACCCUCGCACUGGAACAUCCUCACUUGAAAAUGGGCCCCAGAUUACUUACGUUCGAGACUUUAAAGCCAAAGUCCAGUACUUCAGAUUCUGGUGCCAGCAAUUGUCAAUGCCUCAGCACAUCAAGAUCACUGUCACCCGCAAAACCCUGUUUGAGGACUCGUUCCAACAAAUAAUGAGCUUCAAUGCACAGGACCUCCGCAGGAGACUAUGGAUCAUAUUCCCUGGGGAAGAAGGCCUCGACUAUGGUGGGGUGGCAAGGGAGUGGUUUUUCCUGCUGUCUCACGAGGUGCUGAACCCCAUGUACUGCCUAUUUGAAUAUGCUGGGAAGGACAACUACUGCCUGCAGAUCAACCCUGCCUCAUACAUCAACCCUGACCACCUUAAAUACUUUAAAUUCAUUGGACGCUUCAUCGCUAUGGCUCUUUUCCAUGGGAAGUUCAUUGACACAGGCUUCUCGCUGCCGUUCUACAAGCGCAUGCUGAACAAGCCAUGGGCACUGAAAGAUCUUGAGUCCAUUGACACAGAAUUCUACAAUUCUCUUAUCUGGAUUAAGGAGAAUGACAUUGAGGAGUGUGGCCUGGAGAUGUACUUCUCUGUGGACAAAGAGAUUCUGGGUGAAAUCACCACUCAUGAGCUCAAGCCGGACGGUGGCGAGGUCCUGGUCACUGAGGAGAACAAGGGGGAGUAUAUUAGGCUUGUAGCAGAGUGGAGGUUGUCCAGAGGUGUGGAGGAGCAGACCCAGGCCUUCUUUGAGGGUUUCAACGAGGUCCUCCCACAGCAGUACCUGCAGUACUUUGACGCCAAAGAACUGGAGGUGAUGCUGUGUGGGAUGCAGGAGAUUGACCUGACAGACUGGCAGAGGAACACCAUCUACAGACACUACGCACGCAGCAGCAAGCAGGUCCUCUGGUUCUGGCAGCUCAUCAAAGAGAUGGACAACGAGAAGCGGAUGAGACUCCUCCAGUUCGUCACAGGCACCUGUCGCCUUCCCGUUGGAGGCUUUUCUGACCUAUUGGGGAGCAAUGGCCCGCAGAAGUUCUGCAUUGAGAAGGUGGGAAAGGAGAACUGGCUGCCCAGAAGUCACACCUGCUUCAAUCGAUUGGAUCUGCCUCCUUACAAAAGCUAUGAGCAGCUGAAGGAGAAAUUGAUGUUUGCGAUUGAAGAGACUGAGGGCUUUGGGCAGGAGUGAUCUAGCAACUGAUCGAUAGACACAGGAGUGUGGUCUUCGUUUGUCAGUGUUUAAGCCAGGGAGCAUCUCGAAGACUGGCAUCUGUGUAAGCGUGUUUGUGCGUGCGUGCUGUUGAAGGGAGAGACCUUGCUCUAAAAUAUUGGAAGCAUAUUAGAGGUGGUUAUUGAUCCACAAGAGUAAACUGCUCCUGUCUCAUAGAAUGUGUGCCCCUCCCCCCAUCAUGUAUUAACGCUGGAAACUCACCCUCAAUAACAUCAUAUCAUAUAUGGGACAGGGUUAUCAGCAGCAUCGGUCCCAACACUAUUUCUGACUAUCCCAACACUGACUUUAAGGAAAAUUGUUACGUCUGAUAAGACAAUGGCCAGAUCAAGAAGGUUCACUGCACAUGCUUUAAAAUAGAACAGUUCUUCUGUUCAAGGUUCCUUAGCAUUUAUCUGUGAAUCAAUAAAAUAUUGCACGGGACAAUAUUGGCCCCUAUAUUUAUAAAGGUACAUGGAUGUGGCUCUACUAUGACCCUAGUUUUAUAGGGCAUUGUGACAUGAUAAAAUGUAAUCUCUUUAAGUAUUCUGGGGAAUAGGAAGUGUGAAAUGUUUGUGUCCAGAAUAUUGCCUUGAUGUCUUGGCUGAUUUGCGAUUUAACCAAGUUGUGUGCUGAGGUUGUGCCUGUGAAGACUAAACAGGUAGCUUUUAAAAGAGAUUUUUAACAAACUGAUUUAUCCAUUUUAUAUUAAUGGGAGAUGUUUUUCUAGCCGUGGCAAAGGCAUGGGAACGUCGGUGAGAAUACAUUUAGUUUGUUUUUCUGGGUUGAUUUUGAAUGGAAAUCCUAGGGUAGUUAAUGUGUAAAUAAUGAUUUAUGGUGCAUUGAAAAUAAAAAGUUGGCUCCUAUUUUUGUCUCCAGAUGUAUCCUUAAUGCAACUUAAACUGCUCUCCCUGUAUAUGAAACCAUGUUGUAAAUUGUGUUAAUAACAAAUUAAUUUCAUUUUGUAAAAUAAAGUGUUUAGUAAUAAGGGGUGUGUUGUGAAACGCCAUUUGAAAGAUUUUUCCCCUGUUUUGAUUUAUGUACAUUAUGAAUUUGUGUAAAAAAAAAA